CAUCAACAUUCGAGCUUUUGCCAGCCAGCGACCAUCAUGAUCGUCCAGGCGACGUCCGUGCUCCAUGUCCUCUGGAUCCUCUGCAACUCGGCGGUCUUCAACCUCUACCAGCUCGCCAUCUACGUGACCAUCCGGCCCUUCAACCGCGCGCUGUACCGCAAGGUCAUGGGGGCGCAGUGCCAGCAGGCGUGGGUCGACGUGCUCUCGUGCAGCUUUCCCAAGGCCAACAUCGUCGCCACCGGCGACAUCCCGACCGACAUUGCCAAGCCCAUGAUCAUCCUCGCCAACCACCAAGUCGACGCCGACUGGUGGUACCUCUGGCAGAUGGCGCGGCUUCAAGGCGCGGCUGGGAACGUCAAGAUCACGCUCAAGGGCGAGCUCAAGCACGUCCCGAUCAUUGGCUGGGGCAUGCAGUUCUUUGAGUUUCUCUUCUUGAAGCGCAACAUUGAGCACGACCGGCUGCACGUCCAAGAGUACAUGCAGAGCUUUCUCCAAGACAAAUUUCCGUUUUGGAUGAUCAUCUUCCCCGAAGGCACGACUAUCCACACGGAAUAUGUGGCCAAAUCCAAGGCCUUUGCGGCAAAAACGAACCGGCCGACAUUCGAGCACCUCUUGCUGCCGCGCUCGACCGGGCUCCAGAUCAUGAUGGACGCCUUCUCGUCCGACGACACGCAGACCAAGCCCGAUAUUUACGACCUCACGAUGGCAUACCCCUCGUACAGCGGCGAAGUCCCAACCUUUGCCAUGGGCUAUGGCCGCAACGUCGACUCGGACAUCCCGUCGAUGAAGUCGCUCGUCGCUGGGAGCGGCCCCGACGACGUGUUUGUGCACGGCCAGAAAUUCUCGUUUGAGGAUGUCCAGUCGCUCGGUGUCGAAGCCUUCCUCGAUCGGCAGUGGCGCGCCAAGGACAAGCUCCUCACUGAGUUUAUUGCCAACCAGAGCUUUGUGUCGCACGCUGAUACCCGCCACGUGAUUGCUCCCUGUUCGUCGAUGACGGCGAUUUGCCGGCUCUGGGGCGCGGCCUUGGUCUCGUUCUUCCUCUUGCCGCUGCUGCUCAUCACGGUCGUCCCAUGCUAUGCGCUCACGGUGCUCUACGCGGGUGUCAUGAACUCGUGGGACCGUCGGCCGACUGCGUUCUGGCCGUACCUCCUCAACGCCGUCUCGGAGAAGAAGUCGGCGUGGAAGAUCAAGCGCGCGUGAUUUUGUUAUCAAUGCUCGCAAUCCACGUGCUUGUUGUAUAUACACUGUGAGCUUCGUCGUCA
Messenger RNA from Saprolegnia diclina VS20, 1262 nucleotides. RefSeq lists its product as hypothetical. The transcript is spliced from 8 exons. NCBI's taxonomy places the organism in Eukaryota, Oomycota, Saprolegniomycetes, Saprolegniales, Saprolegniaceae. Bases 37 to 1200 code for a protein of 387 amino acids. Gene Ontology annotation, molecular function: acyltransferase activity. Gene Ontology annotation, cellular component: endomembrane system. The record is from RefSeq and is a predicted model, not a curated record.